UGGCCACUUUGUAAGGUCAUGCCCCAGGAACCAAUCCUCUGUUGUUUCGAAGGAUUUACGACUGUUUCUGGGCUAUAGUUUACACUUGUUUAGUCUCUCACGAAGUCGUCAUGCCGCAGUACUACGAGGGGAAAGUGGAGGAGCAGGUAGCUUGUGCUGGCAUCAAGGAGGACUUGAAGGCUUGUCUGCUGCAGCACGACUGCAUUCUUCGGGAAGGUAAAAGUGCAGCAGAGUGCUUAAAAGAAGGCCACUGCAAAGCAUUACAAGUCUCCUUCUUUGAAUGUAAACGGUCAAUCCUGGACAACAGAGCACGAUUCAGGGGAAGAAAAGGCUACUGAUCUGAACUCGUAUCAUGGAUCAAACUCAACUAUGCGACAACUGAAGCAGCAGCCCAAGUACUUUAAUAGUGAACUCCAGUGAAAGAGGUACUGAGAUGUGUAGACCCUAACAGUCACUGAAAAAUGAAGAUAUGGCACUACAGUUUCAGUUUCCUAACAAGGACACUGAAGAGCAGAGCUCCAAAUCCAAACAUGUGGUGAAAACCAAAUCUAUUUUACAAUCGCGGUCUAUUUAUUAUAUACCUAAACGCAUGCAGGAUGACAAAUUUUAUCUUGGGAGGAUUAUCACUUGUGUUAAUCACUGCAAUACUUGUAAAUACAUGUCAUUUUUUUACUUUAAUUUUGAAAAAGUGUGCUAAAUAAACAAGCUGUUUAUGUGGUAA
Polypterus senegalus (gray bichir) is the source of this 721-nucleotide messenger RNA. Its product is annotated as cytochrome c oxidase assembly factor 5. The transcript is spliced from 3 exons. The coding region runs from base 111 to 338 and encodes 75 amino acids. Gene Ontology annotation, cellular component: mitochondrion. Gene Ontology annotation, biological process: mitochondrial respiratory chain complex IV assembly. NCBI's taxonomy places the organism in Eukaryota, Metazoa, Chordata, Cladistia, Polypteriformes, Polypteridae. The record is from RefSeq and is a predicted model, not a curated record.